Molecule: messenger RNA, 1538 nt
Organism: Micropterus salmoides (largemouth bass)
Lineage: Eukaryota; Metazoa; Chordata; Actinopteri; Centrarchiformes; Centrarchidae
Gene: acbd6
Product: acyl-CoA binding domain containing 6
Exons: 8
Coding region: 1-900 (299 amino acids)
Molecular function (GO): protein binding; fatty-acyl-CoA binding
Source: RefSeq, a predicted model, not a curated record
AUGGCUUCUGGGUCGCCGUCGUCCUCUCCGGACACUGCGACUGGCUCAGGUACAGACCCUGCCCGGCCUGACACAGGGGAGCCCCUAGGUGGAGCAGGCUCGGACUCUGACUCGGACCUGGGUUUGAGUAAAUUUGACUGCAGCGGCAUGGAAAUGGGGGACCGGCUGGAGGGAGACGAGCUGGAGCGGGAGUUCGAGUCUGCAGCCGACCGGGUACGAGAUCUGGUUCAGACGGCCAGCAGAGACCAGCUACUGUACCUAUAUGCACGCUACAAACAGGCCAAAGUGGGAAAGUGCAAUACAACAAAGCCUGGCUUCUUUGACUUUGAAGGACAGAGAAAAUGGCAAGCCUGGAAGCAGCUUGGAGACAUGGAGGCGGAGCAGGCAAUGCAGGAGUACAUUUCCUGUGUCAAUGUGUUAGACCCUGAAGGCAGCACGAAGGAAAGACGAGGGGCGGAAAGAAGAACAGGCUUUGGAGGAGCAGCAGUCAGCUCUCUGUACCAGGAGGAGAUGAUCAGGGAAGAGGAUAAAAACAUCUUUGACUACUGCAGAGAAAAUAACAUUGACCACAUCAGCAAGGCCAUCAGCUCCCAGAAAGUGGAUGUCAAUACUAAAGACGAAGAGGGUCGGGCUCUCCUGCACUGGGCCUGUGACAGAGGACACAAAGAGCUGGUCUCUGUAUUACUGCAGCACAAAGCGGACAUCAACAGUCAGGAUAAUGAAGGACAGACGGCGCUACAUUAUGCAUCGGCGUGCGAGUUUGCCGACAUCGUGGAGCUCCUGCUGAACGCUGGAGCCGACCCGUCCAUCAAAGACAUGGAGGGCUCUCUCCCUGAGGAGGUCACUGAAUCCAGUGCCAUCUCCUCUCUCCUGCGUCAGUACACUGCUCCAAAAGGCUAGAUCAACUUCCUCCACCCGGUCCCCGCCCCUAUCCUCGUUCAUCUUCUGUUCAUCCCCCGCAGUUGGUAGACCAUGAUUGCAAAGGUUUUAUUUGACUUUAUUUCCAUAUACUUGAGGUGAGUUUGAUUUCAUUGGCUUAGUUUUUUGGAACCACAGGGUGUAAACAUUAGCGGCUCUGUUUGGUAAGACCCAUGAAAUGAAGCACUCCACAAGUAUUUUCAUUAAUCUAAAUACUAUAUAUUGACUUUAAAUACCCAGUAGGGUUGGGUGAUAUGAAUAUUACUGUGAGAUGAUAAAGAUCAACUGGUUAAGAUUUUGCUUUACAGAGGUGGCUGCACCUUUAAUAUCUCCUCUGAGCAGGUAUGUGUAUAGGCAAUAUUGGGAUGACAGGCCUUGUGCAUCAGUGUGAUGAAGUGUCGGAUAUGUCAGGCCGGAAAAGUUAUAUCACAGUGUAUCUCUGGUUAUUGUGAUAUAAAAUUAAAUACUGUAAUGGAAGAUUUUAUACAUAACCCUCACUCCUACUGCCCAGGUCUGACAAUCAGCCAGACUCUCUGACCAUUUUGUUCAUGAUUCAGUUGUAUUAUGUUCAAGGAAUGCUUUAGUCAUUUAUCACAUUAAAGUCUUCAACAAAUGUGUUC